Messenger RNA from Mauremys mutica (yellowpond turtle), 2973 nucleotides. Its product is annotated as DELTA-sagatoxin-Srs1a-like. Gene Ontology annotation, biological process: monoatomic cation transport; cytolysis in another organism; pore complex assembly. Gene Ontology annotation, cellular component: pore complex. NCBI's taxonomy places the organism in Eukaryota, Metazoa, Chordata, Testudines, Geoemydidae. The transcript has 4 exons. The record is from RefSeq and is a predicted model, not a curated record. Bases 623 to 1171 code for a protein of 182 amino acids. Gene Ontology annotation, molecular function: channel activity.
CAUCCUUUGAUCUGAAAAGCCCUAUUGGACUCUCCUGCCUUUGUUCUUCUUCUUCUUCAUCAUCAUCAUCAUCAAUCACUGCUGUAUUUACCCUGUUAGACGACGACCUCUCCUCAAUUAACUAUCUGGCAUCCUCCUCGAGUGGCCCAGUUUAAAGGUUGCUGCCCCUUUCCCAUUCGGCUGUGGAACCUUCAUGGUCAGCACAGCCAAGGUCACACCAGGAUAACGUCAAUGUAUCCUGUACCUCUCCCACCCGCUCAUUUCCCAUAAAUGCUGGCCCAGGUUCCUUCCUUUCUCUUGUGAUAUGGAGAGACAGGCCUAGAGUUGAUUAAUCACCACUGCUGGGCUCUGCCUUCCAAUGAAAACAGCAACAGCCACAACCUCUGAGGCACAGAGAGAAUCUGGAAACCCCCAAGUAACUCACAAGAAGGAGGCUGUUGAUCUGCUACACUCCAGGGUUAUCAAACCCUUAAAAGGAGAAGGGAGCUUUGCGAACAGGGACUGCUAACAGAGUUUUGCAAGGGAGUUCUCCAGGUGAAGGAGGAGGAGCAAACACAGCAUCCUUGGUAGGGAGACUUCUAUUGCUGGUCUAACAGUGCUCUGCCAGAGCUGCUGCUGAACAAUGCUUCACUACUAUGAGAUGACUAGCAUUGAAGACCUGCUUCAGGAUGUGACUGCAACCAGGUGUGUGGGCAUCCAGAUAACCAACAACACCACAGGCGAUACCCUCGGGAACCCCAGGACUUACUGUUUCAGCGGCUGGACCAAGAUAGAGCCUGUGCCCCAGAUCCGCCCCGGCUCUUUUGGGUGCUGUGUGUUUGUGAAAACAAACUACACAGCCCGUGGGAGCGUCGGGGUGCUGAGCUACGAGUCCGAUGCCUUCACCCUGGCCAUCAUGUUCUCCAACCCCUACGACCAUGUGCAAUACUGCAAUGAGUUUGCCCUCGAGCUCUUCACUGGCAGGAAGCACUUCGAGAGCAUGGAGCACCUCUACCAUUGCAUGUACAGCCACGACCCUCCCUAUAAUUGCGUGUUCUUCCAGAAAAUGAGGCUCACUGAUGAUGAUGAUGGCGAGCUGGAGGUGACCAAUGAGAAGAUCCAGGUGAAGGCCACCAUGUCCAACCAAAAUAAGUCCAUCAUUAAAGUGCAGAUCAAGGAAAAAGAUCCCUGACCCAAUGUGACAGACAAUGGGGCUGCUGGUGGGAAAUAGUGACUUUCUUUCUCCCAGCUUGAGUAGACAGCGAUGUGCCAGCUCUGCUCAUUUUAGUGCACUAAGAAUGGCCAGAGUGGUGUGGGUGUUGGGAAGAACUAGUCACCCAAGUGCACUCUCACCUGAUUUCCUGGGGACAUACUUGGGUGUCUAGCCUGCGCUGCUGCCCAUGCCACAGUAUCCACACUGCUGUUUUUAGUGCACUAGCACAUGGGAGGAGGAAUAGCUUAGUAGUUUGAGCAUUAGUGUGCUAACCACAGGGUUGUGAGUUCAAUGCUUGAGGGGGCCAUUUUGGGAUCUGGGGCAAAAAAAAAUAGCUGGGGGUUGGUCCUGCUUUGAGGAGGGGGUUGGACUAGAUGUUCUCCUGGGGUCUCUUCCAACCCUAAUAUUCCAUGUCUGUCUACCCAGGCUGGGCAGUAUCAAGGUCUCCAGAGUUUUAUCAUUUUAUUAAAAAGUUUUGUUUCUUGCUUAUUUUUAACCUCCGAAAUAACAGGUGUUGUCAUAUGAAGACCUGAAGUUUAAGCAUUUAUAAUGGUGUUAAAACUCCCAGAAAGCUUUGCAAAAAGUAAUGCUAAAAAAGAGAAUAUAGAAUUAUUAGCAAAUAAGAGCUACAAUUCUUGUACAUGGAAAUAUGUUUCAGAGCAUGACCUUUGGGUAUAGCUGUAUAAGGUUGUUUUUAAUUGCAUGUGUGCUUGCUAGGUAAAAUAUAAUUGGCUAAGCUACUUAAAUAAAAGUUACAAAUUCUAAUGGAAACCAAAAGGAAGGGAUAAGUAGAUAAGAUCAUAACAUAAGAAUGGUCAUACUGCAUCUGCCCAAUGGUCCAUCCAGCCCAGUGCCAGAUGCUUCAGAGGGAAUAAACAGAACAGGGCAAUUUUGAGUGAUCCAUCCCCUGUUGUCCAGUCCCAGCUUCUGGCAGUCAGAGGUUUAGGGAUACCUGGAGCAUGGGGUACCAUCUUGACUAGUAACUGUGAUAGGUUCCCCCCUCGCCUGGCAACGAGUUUCACAGUUUGCGUGUAUGUUGCAUGUAUGUUGUAUGCCCCCAGUGCUGGUCAGUUGGGCAGUGCAACUGGAGCUCCCUCAAUCCUGGAGCGCUGGGCAGGCAGCAUGGUCCCAGCACCGGUAGUACGGGUGGCAUGGUGUGACGUGGCCCCAGCCCAGGUGUCUUGUGCGCACCACGACCCUCAGCCUGCCUACCCCAGCCUCGGCCACAGAAGGCAGGAGCGGGAUUGAGGGUGCAGCGUGGGUGUGGCCACGCCAGGUUUGUUUUUGGGAGGCACAACCUUCCCCUGCCUAUGAUACCUGCUGCCCAUGAUUGUCCUGAUAAAAUGAGAGCAGCAACAUUGUAUGUAAAGUUAUACAAUUCCAUUGCAUGGUGUUAAUAAGACAUAUUCGAAGACUGGGGAGUGGCCCCUCAAAAAACUUCAUCUUACAAAGAAAGCGCUUGGCAUUUCCCUCCACACAGACUUUUUGUCUGCUGAACCUCAGCUGGAGAUUCUUCUCAAAGAAGGAAGGGCGGAUGCCACAAAUCAUUCCUCCCUUUCUCUCUGCCCAUGGCACCUGGAGAACAAAGGGAGGAGCAUUGGACCAGGGGAGGGAUCUUGACUGAAAGUUCAGUCAGUAGAACUGCUGGAACAUGUGGUGUGAGAGCUUGCUUUGAAUUCAUUCCAGUUUGUUAAGUUAGGCAUUAGUUGCAUUUUGCUUUUAUUUUUCUUGUAACCAGUUCUGACUUGUGUCUCGUUACUUGCAUUCACUUUGUCUAUCCU